This is a messenger RNA of Podarcis muralis (Common wall lizard), 1164 nucleotides long. RefSeq names its product pepsin B-like. Gene Ontology annotation, molecular function: aspartic-type endopeptidase activity. Gene Ontology annotation, biological process: proteolysis. The record is from RefSeq and is a predicted model, not a curated record. Lineage: Eukaryota; Metazoa; Chordata; Lepidosauria; Squamata; Lacertidae.
AUGAAGUGGCUGAUCCUGGUACUGGCUUUUCUCCACCUGUCAGAGGGCAUGGAGAGAGUCAUUCUGAAGAAAGGGAAAUCCAUUCGGGAGAACAUGAAGGAGAAAGGAGUGCUGGAGGAAUUUCUGAAGAAACACCAUGCUGAUCCUGCAUUGAAAUACCACUGGAAUGAAUACAACAUUGCUUACGAACCAAUAACCAACAACUUGAAUUCUUUCUACUUUGGAGAGAUCAGUAUUGGAACUCCACCCCAGAACUUCCUGGUUCUCAUGGACACAGGUUCUUCCAAUCUCUGGGUACCUUCUGUGUAUUGUAAUACUGCAGCCUGUGGGAACCACCAUAGGUUCAACCCCAGUGCAUCUUCCACUUACUCCAACAAUGGACAGACCUAUACCCUAUCCUAUGGGAGUGGUAGCUUAACUGUCAUGCUAGGCUAUGAUACAGUGCAGGUCCAGAACAUUGUUGUUCAAAACCAGGAGUUUGGCUUGAGUCAAAAUGAGCCUUCCAGUCCUUUCUACUAUGCCAGUUUUGAUGGGAUUUUAGGCAUGGGCUAUCCUGGCUUAGCUGUAGCAGGUCCCACCAUUAUGCAGCAGAUGCUAAGACAAGGGCAGCUUUCUGAACCCAUCUUCAGCUUCUAUUUCUCCCGCCAACCAACUGCUCAGUAUGGAGGGGAAAUGGUUUUGGGAGGUGUAGACAAUCGGUUGUACUCUGGGCAAAUCACUUGGACGCCUGUCACCCGUGAAUAUUACUGGCAGAUUGGUAUUCAGGAGUUUGCUAUUGGCAGCCAGGCUACUGGCUGGUGCAGCCAAGGCUGCCAGGCAAUCGUGGACACUGGAACAUAUCUACUUGCUGUCCCUCAGCAGUACAUGGGGAAUUUCUUGCAAGCUGUAGGUGGUCAAGAAUACAAUGGUGAGUUUGUGGUGAACUGCAACUAUGUCCAGAACAUGCCCACCAUCACCUUUAUCAUCAACGGAUCCCAGUUUCCACUGCCUCCAUCUGCCUAUGUCACCAAUAAUAAUGGAUAUUGUACAAUUGAGAUUGAGGCUACAUACUUGCCUUCUCCAACUGGGGAGCCACUGUGGAUCUUGGGUGAUGUCUUCCUUAAGGAGUAUUAUUCUGUCUUUGAUAUGGCCAACAACAGGGUGGGCUUUGCACCUUCAGCCUAG